AUGGCGCAAAACACAAACACCGAUGGAACGGUGGUUAUGCCGCGGUUGGAGGAUAUCCUGCGUCAUCCCGAGGACCUCGACAAGAUCAAUGGCCUCAAAGCAGAGUACCAGCGGAAAAAGGCUGCUGUCGACUCCCGGCUCCGCGAGGGGCUUCGUGAACAGCUUGAGGCAGUGCAGCGCAGCAUUGGUAUUCUCACCGAGGGCCAGCGACAAGUCUCCAAGACCAAGGAUGAAUUACAAGGCAUCGACAAACUAUGCGCCGAGUCGCAGGAGAGCGUGGAGGACUUCGCCCAGAUCGACAAACUGGCCCGGAUUCAACGGCAUUUUGAUGCCACACUACUCAUGAAGAAGGGUCUCGAAAAUUUCAGUGCGGAUAUUCAGGAGGUGGAAGACUUGCUGAGGGAGGAUGACGAUGAUCUGGAGAACCAACCAAAUCUCCUCAAGGCCCAUAUGCAGAUCUCCCGGUUACGAGACUUCCGUGAUGAAGCUAUGGACCAAAUUCACAAAUCGCACGACACGAGCAGUGAGGAGACCCUCAUAGAGUACUUCCAAGGACUGGACUCGGUGAUUGAUUGGUUUGAUGACCAUCUUGGCACUGCGUGUAUGAACCUGAUCCCGUUGGUCCAGGAAGACAACAGGAGCAUGGUGGUUCGAUUGGCGGUGGUUGUAAUGAAUGAGGAGAAGAACGAUGACACCGUCAAAGCCCUACAGGAAGCCCAGAAGGAUCACAAGGACCUGGCGAGCCGCUUCAAGUCUAUGAAUAUCGGCCCUAAGACUGUUCGGGGAUACAAGAACAAAUUCCUCCAGGCGAUCGAGUUCUACGCGCAGAACCAGUUCAACAAUACCAAAGACGAAUUUCUCGAGGAUCCGGACCAUAUGGAGAAGAGCUUCCGUUGGUUUUUCAAUGAUCUCUUCACAGUUCAGCAGGGCAUGCAGGCUCUGAUGCCGAAGAAGUGGAAAAUCUACAAGACAUACACUGAUAUCUACCACCGCAUGAUGCACGAUUUCCUUGUCGAAUUCAUCGACGACCCCGAGGUUCCAGCAGACAACCUCCUGAAGAUAAUUCACUGGAGCGAAAAAUACUACAAGAAAAUGAAGAAGCUGGGUUGGACCCCUGGCGAGCUCCAGCCUAACCUUUUGGAUGACCGCGAGCCGGAGCUGGUGCGACAGUGGCAGAGUGUUAUCAUCAACGCCGUGGAGGAGUGGAUGGACCGCAUUUUCGAAACAGACAAGAGAGGACUUGUGGAGCGGCAAGCGGACUCGCUGGAUACCAAUGCAGAUGGCUACUUCCGCACCAAAACACAGGCAGAUAUGUGGCGUAUGCUCCACGAGCAAGUUCAGGCCGCCGGGCAAUCAGAAAGAGCUGACGUCGUCGAGGGUGUCAUCGAUGCCAUGUUCCGAGCCCUGAAGGGCCGACAGAGUGCCUGGCAGGCACUUAUCGACGACGAAUGCAACAAAGCUAAGGCCCCUGGCGGCGACAAUGAGGGAGUGCAACUGCUGCAGGACUGGCUGGUCGGCGUGGCCAAUGACCAGAUUGCCUGCAUCGACGACAAUGAGGAGACCGGCCAGACGGGCUACUUGACCAGAUUCAAGGCCGACAUCGAGCCUUUUGUGACACCAAAAUACAUGGCGACCCGGGCAGCAUCCGAGUUAGAGGCUUUGCGUGAUGGCUAUGUCGACCUGAGCACCCAUUGUCUAGCACUCUUUGUGGACGUCGUUUUCACCGUGGAUCUCAGCUCUGUCCUCACAGACCUCUUCACGUCCAGAUGGUAUGGCGAGUUCGCCAUCAAACGAAUUACCACCACUUUCGAGGAUUAUCUGGUCGACUACGGCCCCGUUUUGCACCCUUCUCUCGUCGAAAUUUUGGUCGAAGAACUAUCAGACGAGCUGCUCGUACGGUACCUGUCGUCCGUCCGUAACAAAGGUGUCAAGUUCCGCCGCCAGGUCGACCCCUUCACAGAGAAGUUCAAGGAUGACGUUCUCACCGUGUUUGACUUCUUCAAGAAAUAUGAGGAUUCGUUUGAAUCUACCAUCAAGCAGAAGUGGCGAUUGGUUGACUGGCUUGUCCGCCUGCUUGAGGCUGAGAAGGGUCAAGCUCUUGUGAACGUCUACGAGGCGUUCAAGAACGAGUACUGGGAUCUUCAGCUGUCUUGGGUGGAGGCCGUGCUCCGGACUCGGGAUGACUUUGAGCGCAGUAUGGUCAGCUCUAUCAAGGCCAAGGCCGCGGAGCUGUCUGUCGAGCGUGGUAUGGAAACUAUCAUGAGCCGCCUGAGGUGA
Molecule: messenger RNA, 2277 nt
Organism: Penicillium canariense
Lineage: Eukaryota; Fungi; Ascomycota; Eurotiomycetes; Eurotiales; Aspergillaceae
Product: SNARE-binding exocyst subunit SEC6
Exons: 1
Coding region: 1-2277 (758 amino acids)
Biological process (GO): exocytosis; exocyst localization
Cellular component (GO): exocyst
Molecular function (GO): SNARE binding
Source: RefSeq, a predicted model, not a curated record